ACUCUCCACCCUCCCUCUCCGUUGACAGUGCAAAGCAGAAACAGAACACACAAAAAAAUCGAAAUUUUUUCUCUGCUCUCCAAAAAAAAAAAAAACGCGCCAUGAGAACGAGCAAUCAUCUGAUAGGUCUAGUGAACUUCCUCACCUUCCUCCUCUCCAUCCCGAUCCUCGGCGGUGGAAUCUGGCUUAGCAGCAGAGCCAACACCACCGACUGCUUGAGAUUCCUCCAAUGGCCGCUCAUCGUCAUCGGGAUCUCCAUCAUGGUCGUCUCCCUCGCCGGAUUCGCCGGAUCCUGUUACCGGAACAAGUUCCUCAUGCGGCUUUACCUCUUCGUCAUGAUCUUCGUCAUCGCUGCCCUAAUCGGCUUCAUCAUCUUCGCUUAUGCCGUUACCGACAAGGGAACGGGUCGCGUCGUGUUGAAUCGGGCGUAUUUGGAUUACUAUUUGGAGGAUUACUCGGGUUGGUUGAAGGAUCGGGUCGCCGAUGAUGGGUACUGGGCGAAGAUUAGCUCGUGUAUUAGGGAUUCUGGUGCUUGUAGGAAGAUCGGAAGGAGCUUCAAUGGCAUCCCUGAAACUGCUGAUAUGUUCUUCCUCAGAAGGCUAAACCCUAUCGAGUCGGGAUGUUGCAAACCACCGACAGAGUGUGGAUACGCUUAUGUGAACGAGACGGUGUGGACUCCAGGAGGAGGGCUUGUCGGGGCAAACCCCGACUGCACGGCAUGGAACAACGACCAGACGUUUCUGUGCUACCAAUGCAGCUCUUGCAAAGCCGGCAUUUUGGGCAGCCUGAAGAAGAGCUGGCGAAAGGUAUCGGUUAUCAACAUCGUGGUUCUGAUCAUUCUCGUGAUCUUCUACGUGAUCGCCUAUGCUGCUUAUCGGAAUGUCAAGAGGAUUGAUAAUGAUGAGCCGGCCGGUGAGGCCAGGAUGACUAAAUCACACCCUAGCCAUUUCCAGCUUUGAUGACGUGUGAUGAAGCUUAGGCAGAAAAGAUUGAAAACUUUUUAUGAUGAAGAAAGGUUGAAGCUUUGAGAUGUAAAAGUUUGUGUUUUUGGCUUUUUGUUUGUAAGUUUUUUCAAAAAAAAAUUAUUGGUGGGUUUUA
Tarenaya hassleriana is the source of this 1098-nucleotide messenger RNA. Its product is annotated as tetraspanin-3. The record is from RefSeq and is a predicted model, not a curated record. The transcript has 2 exons. Gene Ontology annotation, cellular component: plasma membrane; plasmodesma. The coding region runs from base 102 to 959 and encodes 285 amino acids. NCBI's taxonomy places the organism in Eukaryota, Viridiplantae, Streptophyta, Magnoliopsida, Brassicales, Cleomaceae. Gene Ontology annotation, biological process: auxin-activated signaling pathway.